This is a messenger RNA of Cornus florida, 1407 nucleotides long. Its product is annotated as UDP-glycosyltransferase 89B2-like. Lineage: Eukaryota; Viridiplantae; Streptophyta; Magnoliopsida; Cornales; Cornaceae. The transcript has a single exon. The record is from RefSeq and is a predicted model, not a curated record. Gene Ontology annotation, molecular function: UDP-glycosyltransferase activity. Bases 1 to 1407 code for a protein of 468 amino acids.
AUGGCACACAUCUUAGUCUUCCCCUACCCAUCGGCGAGCCACAUGAUGCCUCUCCUUGAACUAACCCACAAACUAGCCACCCGUGGUCUAACCAUCACCAUACUAGUCCCCCCACAAAACCUCCCUCUCCUAGACCCAAUUCUCUCCAAACACCCCAAUUCCAUCCAGACCCUAGUCCUUCCUUUCCCUUCCCACCCUUCCCAUUCCGUCGGCCUCGAGAGCGCCAAAGGACAACCCCCGAACGCCGUCCGUGUCGUCAUGCGCGCCACAACUGACCUCCACCAUCCCAUCCUCCAAUGGUUCCAAAACCACCGCUCACCACCUGUAGCAAUCUUGUCCGACAAGUUCCUAGGGUGGACCCACAACCUCGCUUGCCAGCUCAACAUCAAACGGUUCGCGUUCUCUCCGGUUAGUGCGAUCGCCGUAUCCCUCGUUUAUUCCGUGUGGCGCGACCUACCCAAGCGAGAUGACCCAAAUGAUCACAAUUGUCCGAUUUCUUUCCCUAAGAUUCCGAAUUUCCAAGUUUACCCAUGGUGGCAGCUCUCUGCUUUCUACCGUAGCUACGUGGAAAGAGACCCAGAUUCAGAAAUUGUCAAAGAUGCGAUUUAUGGUGAUAUAGCCAGUUAUGGUCUUGUGAUCAACACUUCUCACGAAUUGGAAAUGGAUUAUUUGGAUCAUUUAAAGGAGGUAUUGGGUCAUAAUCGGGUCUGGGCUGUUGGGCCGUUACUUUCUCCUGAUGAGGAUAAGGCUGACCCAGGGCCCACGAAGGGAGAUGGGUCCAAAACGGGUUCGGCCAGAGAUGUGUUGUCGUGGCUUGACACGUGUGAUGAUCACACGGUGGUGUACGUGUGCUUUGGGAGUAAGACAGUUUUGAAAAAUGAGCAGAUAGAGGGGCUAGCGUUGGGGUUGGAGAAGAGUGGGGCCCAUUUCAUAUGGUGCGUUAACGAGCCAAAGAAGGGACACGUGGAAGGAGGUUAUUGCGCAGUCCCGAGUGGGUUUGAAGAUCGUGUGGCUGGGAAGGGGUUUAUCAUAAGGGGGUGGGCUGCACAAAGGUCAAUACUAAGUCAUCGAGCUGUGGGCGCGUUCUUGACUCACUGUGGUUGGAUCUCGACUCUUGAGGGACUGGUGUCUGGAGUGCCAUUGCUAGCUUGGCCCAUGGCAGCUGAGCAAUUCUUCAAUGCAAAAUUACUUGUGGAUGAGUUAAAGGUGGCAAUUAUAGUGUGUGAAGGUGCACAAACUAUUCCAGACUCGGCCGUUCUAGCUCGAGCGGUGGCUGAGUUGGUGGGUGAGAAUCGAGUCGAGAGGGCACGAGCAGUAGAGUUGAGUAAAGCAAUCGUAGAUACUAUCAAAGAAGGCGGGACCUCAUUCAAAGAUGUUGAUGAAUUGGUUAUGCAUAUAUCCAACUAG